GAGCCCAGAAGGGGAGAUGACACUGGAGCGUGCAGUGAGCAUACUGAAGAGUGAAAAUACACAGUCCGCACCUAGGAUUCUUGCUGCAGUGACUUUCAUACAGCAUGAGUGCUUCCAGAAAGCAGAUGCCAGAAGAAGAGUUUUCUCACUUGGUGGUAUCCCCAAACUUUUACAGCUUCUUGACGUUCAGAACGAGGACAUUCAACGGGCAUCAUGUGGUGCUCUGAGAAACUUGGUGUUUGAAGACAAUGACAACAAACUGGAAGUGUCAGAGCAGAAAGGGAUCCCACUGUUGCUCCGCCUACUCCGACACACCAGGGAUGUAGAGACUAAAAAGCAAAUAACAGGUUUGUUGUGGAAUUUGUCCUCCAAUGACCAGCUGAAGCACCUGUUGAUUAGAGAAGCUCUGCAGACGCUGACCGAAGCUGUUCUCAUCCCUUACUCAGGCUGGCCAGAUCGAGAUUACCCCAAGUCAAGUGUUUUACCUGACCCUGAUAUCUUCUACAAUGCCACAGGAUGCUUGAGAAACAUGAGCUCUGCUGGCCCAGAAGGAAGGAAAAAGAUGAGAGAAUGUGACGGCUUGAUUGAUUCUCUUGUGUAUUAUAUUCAAGGAGCUAUUGCAGACCACGAGCCUAAUGACAAGGCCACAGAGAACUGUGUGUGCAUUCUUCACAAUCUUUCCUACCAGCUAGAGAUAGAGCUCCCUGAAAGCUAUGCCCAGAGCAUAUAUAUGCAAAGAAGAAAUAUUUCUAGCAAUGAUAAAACACCAGGCUGUUUUGGAACACGGAGCAGAAAAGUAAAAGAGAAGCAGCAGGACACCCCAUUACCUGAGGAAAAGAGCAAUCCCAGAGGUGUUGAAUCGCUCUGGCAUUCCACACUGAUUAGGAUAUAUCUCUCCUUAAUAGCAAAGAGUACCAGAAACUAUACCCAGGAAGCAUCCCUGGGUGCUCUUCAGAAUCUCACAGCUGGCACUGGACCAAUGCCGUUUGCAGUGGCCCAGACUGUUGUUCAGAAGGCAAAUGGCCUUCCAAGUAUUCGAACUAUGCUGCAUGUAAGCCACCCGACAGUAAAGAAGACAGCAGUCUCACUGCUCAGGAACUUGUCUCGCAACACCUCUCUGCAAAGUGAUAUAGCUAGAGAAGUUCUGCCUGAUUUGGUCUCGAUACUUCCCGAGUCUGUCCCAGGGUCUGAUAUUGUCUGUGAAACUACAGCGUCCGUCUGCUACACCCUGUACAAUUUGACACAGAGUAGUUCUCACAAUGCACGGCUUCUCCUGAGUACUGAUGGCCUACCGAAGAUUAUUACCAUCAGCAUGAAUGACAGUAAUAUGUCCAGCAAAGCUAGUAGGGCUGCUUCAGUCCUCCUCUACUCCUUGUGGUCACAUACUGAUCUCCACAGUGCUUACAAAAAGGCUGACUUUAAGAAGGCGGAUUUCAUCAAUACUCGAACCACAAAAGCUUAUAACUCACUAAAAGACUGA
This is a messenger RNA of Antrostomus carolinensis (chuck-will's-widow), 1480 nucleotides long. RefSeq names its product plakophilin 2 (gene PKP2). Lineage: Eukaryota; Metazoa; Chordata; Aves; Caprimulgiformes; Caprimulgidae. The annotation marks the transcript as partial. Gene Ontology annotation, cellular component: nucleus; plasma membrane; intercalated disc. The record is from RefSeq and is a predicted model, not a curated record. The transcript is spliced from 10 exons. Gene Ontology annotation, molecular function: protein binding. Gene Ontology annotation, biological process: intermediate filament bundle assembly; protein localization to plasma membrane; desmosome organization.